This is a messenger RNA of Acipenser ruthenus (sterlet), 1997 nucleotides long. Its product is annotated as claudin-1-like. Lineage: Eukaryota; Metazoa; Chordata; Actinopteri; Acipenseriformes; Acipenseridae. Gene Ontology annotation, cellular component: bicellular tight junction; plasma membrane. Gene Ontology annotation, molecular function: structural molecule activity. Gene Ontology annotation, biological process: cell adhesion; bicellular tight junction assembly. The coding region runs from base 265 to 903 and encodes 212 amino acids. The transcript has 4 exons. The record is from RefSeq and is a predicted model, not a curated record.
GAGCGAGGUGUGGGACAAUCAUUCAGGUAAUAUUCGUUCAACAGCAGCAGAGGUACUGUUUAAAUUUGGAAAGAAUACACAUUUCUUUACUUCACUGCGAAAACAGCUUUCAGGAAUUACAUCUUUUUAAAGAAGCUCAUUUCUGAGAACUUGUCUUAAAUUUUUACAUUUCAUUUCAUCAAAUUGUAUUUAUUUAUUUUUUUCCCCCACACAAAACCCGCUUUUUAUUUUUGGGACCAGCACUUACUUAUCUUAUCAAGAAAGAUGGCAAACGCAGGGCUGCAAAUGCUUGGGUUUGUCUUGGCUUUCAUUGGCUUUGUCGGUCUGAUUGCAUCCACGUCGAUGCCUGAAUGGAAGGCAUCAUCGUAUGCGGGGGACAAUAUCGUGACAGCCUUGGCGAUAUACGAGGGGCUGUGGAUGUCGUGCGCGUCGCAGAGUACUGGACAGGUACAAUGCAAAUGGUUUGACUCGCUACUGCAACUGAGCGCCAGUGUCCAGACCACGCGGGCUCUGAUGAUCCUGGGCAUCUUCCUGGGGUUCUUUGCUAUUCUCAUUGCGUCGCUGGGUAUGAAGUGCACCACCUGCUUCGCCGACGACAAGCAGAAAAAGUCGCGCAUUGCCACGAUCGGGGGCGCUGUCUUCAUCACCGCAGGUCUCUCGGCUCUGGUGGCUACAUCCUGGUACGGUCACAGAAUUUCACAGGAUUUCUACAACCCAUUUACUCCGACUAACACAAAAUACGAGUUUGGCGUGGCUCUCUUUAUUGGCUGGGGGGCCGCGACACUCUGUAUCCUGGGGGGGGCCUUCCUCUGCAGCUCCUCGUGUUCCAAGGGGGGGCAGGCAGGCUCUCGGCAGUACCCCAAGACUGGAGCCAUGCCCUCAGGAGACAAGGACUACGUGUAGAGCCCCGAGGAAAUCAACCUGAGCGUGAGCAGGGCUUGAUUACAGUGGACUGGACAUUCAGCAUUCAGUAUUCCACCAUUCGAAGAGACAGCGUCCAGUUAAAGCCACUUAGAGAUUCAAAACCAGACCUUUACUACGUAUUCACACUUGUGCACUCUGAUAGGAUAAUCGCUCUUCACAAGAACAAACCAUGCAAAAAGGACACCAUUGUAUUUGCUAUUAACUGUUUUUUGUAUGUAUAUAUAUAUAUAUAUAUAUAUAUAUAUAUAUAUAUAUAUAUAUAUAUAUAUAUAUAUAUAUAUAUAUUGAUUUUAGACAGGUAGGGGUCCGCAGUGUGUGUAAUUAAAACAUAUAGUCUCAAAUAUAGUCUAUAUAUAUAUAUAUAUAUAUAUAUAUAUAUAUAUAUAUAUAUAUAUAUAUAUAUAUAUAUAUGUUUGUUUACAUUUCCCUGAUUGGGUUUUAUAGCAAAGCUGGGGAACAUUUUUUGUGCUCUUUUUUUUGUACACAGAAUGUUUGAUAACUGUCAGGUCAUUUUUAAUGUUUUCCGCUGGGUAAAAGCAACUGCUAAUGAGGAGGAAAACUCAGAUAAAGCAGCUACAAUGUGUGUACUGAUACAAGUUGCCGUUUAUGAGUUAGUUAAGAAAUAUGUGGACUGUAACAGUUAACAGAGCAGCACUGACCCUCUCUACCAGACUAUAGUAUACAUCUUGUACAGUACUUGGGAAUGUGUGUGUUUUUGCAGUAAUGUACUACACUGUAGUAUUUUGUCAUGGGAUGGGAUUUUGUCAUUCUUGUGUUUGAAAUGUUGAUUUCAAGUUCCAACAUGCACUUGAAAUGCCAACCUGCGUGAUCAUGGCUUUGAAGCCGUCUUUAAAAACGCCUGCAGAGCACAGGUGUUGGAUUGGCAUACACCUCAGAGACACCAGUGUCAUUUCAAGAGAUGGGUCUGUAAACAGGGUUGAGGUCCAUUCCUGUUUUUCCAUCCCAAUUCCCAAUUCCCACACUCAAAUGAUACAGCGUGCAACAGUGUCUGACUGAAAAUGACUUCUAUUAAUUUUGUUUUUUUAAAUAAACGGGAAACACUUUUAUACAAA